Molecule: messenger RNA, 869 nt
Organism: Mucor mucedo
Lineage: Eukaryota; Fungi; Mucoromycota; Mucoromycetes; Mucorales; Mucoraceae
Exons: 2
Coding region: 75-674 (199 amino acids)
Biological process (GO): regulation of transcription by RNA polymerase II
Cellular component (GO): transcription regulator complex; PcG protein complex
Molecular function (GO): DNA-binding transcription factor activity, RNA polymerase II-specific; RNA polymerase II cis-regulatory region sequence-specific DNA binding
Source: RefSeq, a predicted model, not a curated record
AUAUAAAUAACCGGCUUUUUCUUUUUUUUCUUUUCCAUUCUACUAAUUCACAACUUUCCCUCUCAUUAUAUAUCAUGUCUACACAUUUAUCAAUUACAAACUCAAAAGGAAGACAAGUUAGCUUGUUAAACGAUGAAUCAAUCGAAGUUGACUUGACUCCAAAGCGCAGAUAUUAUUGUACAGAAACCGGCUGUCAAAAAAGUUUUACCACCAGUGGCCACUUGGCUAGGCAUCAUCGAAUCCAUACCGGUGAAAAAAACUUUCAUUGUAUAUAUCCCGGUUGCCCUUCUAAAUUCUCUCGUCAAGACAACAUGAUGCAACAUUAUCGCACACACAUGUCAUCAAGGUCUCGACACCAUCAUUACAUGCAUCACUACCAUUUCCAUCACCAACAACAACAGCAGCAAUUACAGAAUGCUUAUUAUCGUCCUCAAUAUAAUCAUGAACAAGAUAUAUACUCUUUACAGCAGCAACAACAGCGUAGAGCCUGGUCCUUUUCUUCUGCUAGUUCGUCUUCUACCUCUUCAUCUCAGCAUGCAUCGCCUCCUUCUUACCAUUUAAGUCCUCCUCCUCCUUAUAGUCCAAAGUACCUACAUCAUUUACCAGCACAAGAUUGGAUGCACUCAUCCAACAAAUACACGGCAUCUUCUUACUAUUACAAUGCGCCUGUAUAAAGCCAAUUCCAUUUCUCUUUUUUUUUUCUAUGAUUUAUAUGCCUAUUACCCACACCUUUUUUUUCCCGGUUUCUAUGUAGUUUUAUUUUACUCUCCCUUUUUUUUUUUUUUUUUUUUUUCUCCUUCUUCCCUCUUCUUGUAAAGCUCCCCCCUCUUAUGAAUAAUAAUAAUAAAUAAUAUUUCUUGGUACAUGUA